AUGUGGUUCACCACCAUAGAGGCACAGUUCAGCAUCCGCAAAAUCUCCGAGGAUCAAACGAAAUUCGAGUCCGCGCUCACAGCUCUGGAUUCCGACACCCAGGAAAGAGUUGCAGACUUUUUUGAUGAUCUCCCCGCCCCGGGAAGCCAGUAUGCACAGUUCAAAGCAAGGGUACUAGACUCAUUCAAGGUGGAUCAACAUCAGCGUUUGGCGAACCUCGUUGCUCUGACCAUCGGUGAUGACACGCCGACAAGACUCUUGGACGGAAUGCUCGCUCUGUAUCAACCUGACAUCAACGCAGAAAGAAAUCCUUUGUUCCGCUUCCAUUUCCUUCAAAAACUUCCCUCUAAUGUUCGAGAGCAACUGAUGGCGCAGGACCACUUGGAACUUAGAGAUUUGGCCAAGCUCGCCGAUAAGAUAGUCGCCCAACGGCACCUCCCAACUGCUUGCACAGUGCAAGAGGAAGACGAAAUAGAUGCUGUCCGACGGAUGAUUCCACCAAAAAAAUUCCACCGAGGGCCAUUUGCUCAAAAGGAUCUUCGAGCAUGCAGGUUCCACGUGAGAUUCGGCGACAAGGCCAGAAAUUGCCUUAAGCCUCGCGAGUUGAUCACAUCGGAACCGGAAAAACGAGUCUUCGGGAUGCCGAACGAAGAAAUCAAGAUGCUCUCGGCCAACGCGAGUGCGCCGUCAUCAUUCGAGAAGUUGAGCGGAGCGGACAACUACAUGAAUUGGCGUUUCGCGAUGGAGGCGCAUCUGUUCAACACGGAGCUCUGGGAAUACGUCGACCGUUCAAAAAUCGAUGCUCGUCAAGAAAAAGAGCGCGUGCCGCGUGGACUCUACCGUGAGGUGGCGCUUUUGGAGGAGCUCACCAGCAUUCGAUACUCUGACUGCCCGAGCAUGGAAGAAAACUUGAACAGGAAGGUGACGGCUGCGCAACGUCUCCGAGCCAUUGACAGCAAUUUGAAGGACCGUCUCCUAGCCGGCUUGAUUCUUAUGAAACUACCUGAGGAGUUCACCCCCUUAAUUCAGAGCAUCUCUGGCUGCGACCAAGAUAUCUCCACAGAGUUCGUGAAGGAACGUCUUCUCGCCGAGGCAGCUCGUCAGAACCUCCAGAAGCAGGAAAACGCGCUGUCAAGCAAUCAGUUCCGCACAAGCCAUCGGCAUCCGCCCCAGAGAGACAGUCGACCUAAUGUGAGAACACCGCGGAAGAAGUUCCGCGGCAGGUGCAAUCGGUGUGGAAGAAUUGGUCAUAUGGCGAAACAUUGCGAUAACUCAGGAGCCCAAGGACGGAUAGCUGAAGUUCUCCAACCGGACGAGCGUGUCGAGCGUGUACUGAAGUGCUCCCCCGCUAGCCCUACGGAAUGGAUCGUAGAUUCCGGUGCCACUUCACACAUGACGGGUCAAAGAACACUCUUCCUGUCACUGUCGGAGGAAGUUCUCGACCGAUCCGUCGCCACCGCGAAUGACGAGAUGCUUAGAUGCGAGGGGAUCGGAGAUGUCCAGAUCACAUGCGUCUUCGAUGACGGAGAAUGCCCAGUCAGACUCCGAGACGCACUGUACGUACCCGGACUCACGGUCAACCUGAUCUCAGUGAAACAGUUGACAGCCAAGGGUUUCAGCGUGACUUUCGACAAAUCCGGACGAUGCGAGAUGAGAAACUUCUCCGGACAUCGGAAUUCCUACGAAAGAACGGAACUCGACACGAGACAACCGUCGCCUUCACACCGGAGCAGAACGGGAAGGCCGAGGUGGUCAACCGGAUCCUCGUCGAGGAAGCCAGAUCACUGCUUGCAGACGCCCAUUUGGAGCAGAAGUAUUGGGCUGAGGCACUCAACACGGCCUGCAAACUCAAAAAUGUUAGCCCCGUGA
Messenger RNA from Galendromus occidentalis (western predatory mite), 1869 nucleotides. RefSeq lists its product as uncharacterized. Bases 1 to 1869 code for a protein of 622 amino acids. The transcript is spliced from 4 exons. The record is from RefSeq and is a predicted model, not a curated record. Lineage: Eukaryota; Metazoa; Arthropoda; Arachnida; Mesostigmata; Phytoseiidae.